AUGUUGAAUAAGAACAAAGCAAAAGUACAAUUAGUUGAUAUAAAGCGUACGAGAAAAGCAAAACGCUGCAUGAGGAAGACGACUUCUGCUUUUUACUACCACUUUUUUGUUGAUAACCAGAGAGAAGAAAAUAUUUUAUGGGAUUUUAUGAAACAUUAUCGCUGCAAUUAUCAAAGAAUUGUUUUGGAAAUGGCCCCCCUCUUGAAAAAAGCUUUUCCCUUUUCAAUAUUCAAUAUCAACUGUUUUAAAUGUCAAGUUACUGUUCUGAGAAUUUCUGAUUGUAAAAGAGAUAAAAUUAACCAAGCAAACGUUGGUUUUAUGCCUUUGGGUUCGUCAAAGCAGCAAAUAUCAUUUGAAAGAGAUGAAGUAGCAGAAGCAGAAACUAAAAAUUAG
Molecule: messenger RNA, 393 nt
Organism: Clunio marinus
Lineage: Eukaryota; Metazoa; Arthropoda; Insecta; Diptera; Chironomidae
Source: the annotation of a GenBank genome assembly